Ipomoea triloba (trilobed morning glory) is the source of this 2993-nucleotide messenger RNA. RefSeq lists its product as uncharacterized. NCBI's taxonomy places the organism in Eukaryota, Viridiplantae, Streptophyta, Magnoliopsida, Solanales, Convolvulaceae. The transcript has a single exon. The record is from RefSeq and is a predicted model, not a curated record. Bases 200 to 835 code for a protein of 211 amino acids.
AACAGAAUACAAGCAAUCAUCAUUUCACAAGCUUAUUACAUAUGACAACUCACUCUUAGUCCCUAGAGGUGGUUUCAAAUUUUUGGGUUCUUGGAAUGAGCUCUUUUGUUUUCGUGCUAAACUGUAUAAAAUAAUAAUUUGGAAUCCUUCAUCAAAUGGAAACCUCAAGACAAUCCUAGAUGUGUUGUGUUUGGACUACAUGAGCAUCUUUGGAUUUGGAUACUAUGAGCAUAAUGAUGACUACAAGGUUUUGUAUGCUUAUUAUUCUAACAAAGGUGAUGAGAAUGUGGUUUUGGUGUACAGUUUUAAGUAUGAGUCAUGGAAAAGAAGUGAUAGAGGGUCUAGUAGUGGGUUUGUUAAUCCCAUAAUUGUUGUGUUUGUGAGUGGUAAUCUCAAUUGGUGCAACAAUAAGUUAGAUGAUAGUGACUGGGAAUGGAACAUAAUUUCUUUCAGUUUGACCACUGAAACUGCCAAAGCUAUAACGUUACCCAACUAUAAACAUGAGGCUACUAUUUUUAUAAGCGAAUCAAGAAGAUUGCUUUUUUCAAGUUUUCAUCUCAAAGGUGAAAUGGAAGUUUGGGUAAUGAAUGUGUAUGCCAUUGAAGAAUCUUGGAUUAAACUAGUAUGCAUUUCAAACUUACCAGUUCAUCAUCCACUUACUCGGGGUUUAGACAACACUGCAUACAUGGCUAUGUGUAAUGCUAAACUCUCAAUUGCACAUGUUUAUGAAAAUGGUGAUAUUCUAAUGAUGGUUAGGCAUCAGCUAAGCUCCAUAGGCCUAAUGGUAAAAGGGGUUAGAAUUUUAAUAUCCCCUAUGUUCUUGGUUAUACGGUAAUUAGUUAUGUGGACACCCUUAGCUUGUUUCACUAGCCUUGAUUGGUCUGUAAAACUAGCCUUGAUUGGUCUGUAAAUGAUGAUUUAUGAAGUGGGCUGGCUACUAGGCGGUCAACAACAACAGUCUUGAGGGCGGCCCGCCCAGUCAACCUAGUGUACCAUCCAUCAACAUGAACCAUUAACUUAGGAUUGUUGUUGUUGACUACCUAGUAGCCAGCCCACUUCAUCAAUCAUCAUUUACAGAUCGAUCAUGGCUGGUGAAAUAACGGUCUCCAUAUAACUAGUUACCAUAUAACCAAGAGCAUAGGGGAUAUUAAAAUUCUUACCCCUUUUAGCUCAGCCGAUGCCCAACCAUGCAUCAUUAGAAUAUCACCAUUUUCAGAAACAUGUGCAAUUGCAAGUUUAUCAUUACAUAUAGCUAUAUGCACUGUUCUCUAAACCCCGGGGAAGUAGAUGCUGAAUUAGUAAGUUUGAAAUGCAGACUAGUUUUGUCCAAGAUUCUUCAACUCCAUACUCAAUCAUCUCCCAAACUUCCAUUUGACGUUUGUGAUGAAAACCUGCAAAAAGAAAUCCUCUUGAUUAACUUAUACAAAUAGCAGCCCCAUGUUCAUGGCUGGGUAACACCAUAGCUUUGGUCGUUUCAGUGGUUAAGUUAAAAGAAAUUAUAUUCCAAUUCCAGUCACUGUCGACUAAGUUGUUGUUGCACCAGUUGAGACUACCACUCACAAACACAACAAUUAUAGGAUUAACAAACCAACUACUAAACCCUCUUUCACUUCUGUCCCAUGACCCAUGCUUAAAACUGUACACCAAAACCACAUUCUUAUCACCAUUGUUAGCAUAAUAAGCAUAAACAAACUUGUAGUCAUCAUUACGCUCAUCGUUCCCAAGUCCAAAAAUACUCAUGUAGCCCAACUGCCAGACAUUUGGGGUUGUCUUGAGGUUUCCGUUUGGUGAAGGGUUCCAAAUGAUUACUCUAUACGGUUUAGCAGGGAAACAAAAGAUUCCAUUGCAAGAACCCAAAAAUUCGAAUCCACCUUCAGGGAUUAAGACUGAGCUGCUCGGUCAUCUGUAAUAAACUUGCGAAAUGAUGAUUGCUUGUUUUCUGUAAUAGAAAACAAGGACAUAUAGCUAAUAAUCCAAUUUAAACUACUGUGUCAUUACCUUAUUAUCCAAUUUUGAAUGACAAUUUAGAUGCAAUUUGACAAAUUCUAGAGCUGAGAUUAAAGCAUUCCAAGCUUUUGAAACACGCCUAAAUUUCAAUAGAGACUUCACAUGCAGUUUUUUAAGGAUUUUCAUCAUUAUAUCAAUUCAAAUUUUGUUGUAGCAUAUGGAGCUUAGGAGGUGAAGGGUAAGGAGUCAAUUGCUGUUACUAGGGCUAUUACGCUCGUAAUACCCCUCGUGGUAACAAGGGGGUCUGCUGUUACGAGCUGUAUUGCGACGGUUAAUACCCCUUGUAAUAAUCACGUUUUGUGAGCAGGUUCUGUUAUAACAAGAAGCUUUAUGCUCGUAACAUACCUUGUAAUAUAAGUAGUUUCACAACCAAUGUUCUGCCAUUACGAUGUGUGUUACUCUCAUAACGCGUCACAGUACAUUGACUGUGUAAAUGCUCUUUCUUAUUUAAGCAAAUUAUCUCCAAUUUCUUCAUUCUAACCCUAGACUAUUUUGAAAAAACAUCCCGAUUCAACAAUAUUCUCCUCUCCUUGUGCCAAGUUCAAUAUUUUCUUCAAUAUCUUCAUCAAUCAAGGUAAGAAUCGAUCUCUUUUCUUGUUUAUUGUUGAAUUGGUGAUAACUCUUGCGCAUAUUGUGAUAUAUUGUGUAUGAAUUAAUGUUUAGUUUGGAUUUCAAUGUUGAAUAAUUAUUUAAUUGUUGGGUAACAUGAUAUAUUCAAGGGUAAUGGGUUGUGCUCCUUUAUUUGUGAUGUUCUUGAAUAUUGAGUAUGUCACCCUAGGGUUAGCAUGAAUUAUUUGAUGGUUUGAAUGAACAUCAAGUGUUAAUGGAUUGUGUGUCUAAUUGAAUUGAUAUCUUGAGUUGUUGAAGGCAUUGGAUAAUUUUUUUUAUGAUGUGUUACCAAUUGCAUUAUGAGAAUUUGUGGAUGAUAGUUGAAUUGAAUUGAUUUGAUGGGGAUUCCAAAAAGUCCUUGUUUGUGUGGAAUGUGA